AUGCAGUACAGGGAUCGGUUUCGGAACGGCGGCGACGGCGGCGGCGGCACAUCCGCGUCGUGGCGAAAGGAGCGAUCGCCGCGACGGGCGGCCGGGGAGCGGAAGGAGGUGGCGCCGGGCGUUAGGUCCCGCGGCGGCGUGGUUGGGAAUCUUCUGCUCCCGCCUGACAGAGUUAUCGGAGAAGGUGUGGAUGGGAGAUCGCUUCCGUUUCUUGUUCCAUGUUCUUGCCCUCGUUGGAGUUCUUCUCUGAGUUUGGAGAAAUCUCUCUUGGGCUCUAGGAAUUUCGACGCUAUGUCGCCUUGUUUUCUGUCCUGUCACCGAUCUACUCUACCUUGUACCAACUUCAGUUUUGUUUUGCCAUUUUCUUCCUUGAUCUUUUGUACUAAACGAUCUGUCAUACCCAGAGCUAGCGAAAAAAUUUCUGAGGUACAUGGUCUCCUAGGGUUCCUCACGACCCUUUUACAAGGUGCAGAGCUCCAUCCAACAGCAUAUUUGGAUGUCGCCCUUCUAACAUUUUUCUACUUGUCUCCUCUGUUUCCUUUCUUAAACGUCUGAUCACAUGAAAUCUCUGUCUACCUUUUUCCUUUCUGGGGGGGGAAUAGAGAACGGUUCCCAUCCCUUUUCUUCCACUUGUUUUCCUUUCUUUUCUCCUUUGAUUCUUUUCGUUUCCUUCUUGCUGCUUUCCUACUCAGGAACGUCUAAGAUCUUCUGCACCUCUUCUUUUAUCCGACAGUCACCUAGAUGUGUCCUUGAAAAUGCUUAGCAUGGUGUGUGGACUUUGGAAAACUAGAAUAUCAUGCUUCUCUCUCUCUUGCAAUCUACGCUUCUUGCAUUUUUCCCUUCAUCACCUCUAAUUUACUCUGCUUGCAUUCUUUGGGGGAAAUGUAGUACACAUAGAGAUGGUGAAUGUGGUUACUGAUGGAUCUUAUUAAUAACUGGGAUAACCCUUUUAACCAGUUGAUUCUUUAGAUCAAUCUCAUGGAGAUGAAAAUCUGUUUGAUUUUAUACCUCGAAAUGUUUUUAGGUUCAUCAUGCAAUUUUCAAGUGUGUAGGCUCGACCACAUGGACCAUGUUAUGUCUAUGAGCUUACACAAUCAUUCCUCAUCGGAUAGUGGCACAAUGGUGCCUAAGCAUUUAUCGAUCAGUAACCUUUUAUCGCAAAAAUAUCCAUCUUAUUUUGUAUUCUGUGACGUGCUAUUGGAGUUUAAAUUCGUCAUCUCUUUUCAUCAUUCCUUUCGUCAUAUUUCCUUCAAAGCCUGAUUUUCUAUCAUAAGAAUGACUACUUGUCUGGGUUUUUUGAACAAUUUAAAUGCCACCUUGAGCAUCAAAGGACCUAUAUAAUUUAAGGUUGUAUCACUAUGAUCUUCCCAUAAAAUGUGUAUCCAUUUGCUUUUGAAUCAAGGUUGCUUUAGGAUGUUUCAUAUAUUAAUUUUCUGAUGGCUGCUUUGUGUUGAAUUUUAUGUGUGGGCUGGUAUCAUUUGAAAUCUGUAUUUCGCUUCAUAUUAUGUACCCUUCUUCAUGUCGUUUCUCCUCUAUUCCAUGCAGAGGUACAUUUUUUUUGGCCAUAUAUUGCGUACAAUGUUCUUUUCUCUGGAUUAUCCAUCUUUUUUUUAAUUAAAUAUGGUUCAUCAACUACUUAUAUAAACUAGUUUAUUCGUUUUUUAUGAUAGAAAGUACGCUCUUAUUUCAGGAUUUGUUCAUCAUAUGAAACAAAAUACAGGUUCUAAGGUGGAAUCAGAUGGCAGAAUUGGAAUUCUACAUCAGCAAAGAGUGGUAAUCAUUUGCUAUUUGCUUUCCUCGAGUAUCAUUUGUUAUUCGAUUACUGAUGUUCAAUAAGUUUCCAUUUCAGUGACGAAUAAAACAUGCAGGCUAUUGAAAUCCCCCUCUUUCAACUAUUUUGAUUGCAUUAGCAUGUUUCAUUAACUGUAGUUUGUCUUUCAACUUAAACUUAUACAUCUGAUGCGUUUUGGUGCAGUCUGCCUUUGACAAUCGGAAAAGUCUACUGAAAAGGCCUAACGGCACCCGUGUUAAGUCACUGAUGGAUGAGGAGAUCCCAAACCAAGUGGCAUCCAGGCGCCAUUCACCAAGUGUGAUAGCCAAGUUAAUGGGUCUCGAUUCACUGCCUGCUCCACAUUCCAGCAAUCUGCAUUCAAGGGAGUCCACAGCGUCGUUCCAUAAGGCAUCGUCGAGAGGUUCUCAUGGAGAGAAGAGUCGAGAGUUUAAAGACGUUUUUGAAGUUAUGGAGACGGAGAAGGUCGAGAAACGCACCUGGUCUGCUCACAAGGGGUCUCUAAAGUCUAGGCAAAGAGAUACGGAUAUGGCCGUCAUUCGGCAGACGUUCAUGGAUGCAAAGCGGCUCUCCAUGAAUGAGGAGCUUCAGCACUCCCAGGAACUCAGUGAUGCGUUGGAGGUGCUGGAUUCCAGUAAAGAGCUUUUCCUCAAGUUUCUCGAGGAACCAGACUCUCUCUUCAUGCGGCAACUGCAAGAUUUGCAUCCUCUUCCCGCCGCUCCUGAAGCAAGAAUCACGAUACUGAAGUCCUCUAAUAUGCCAAAGUAUGAAAGCAGUGAAGUGUGCCGGAAGUCAGAGACGAUGGCGGACAGGAGUGCUCCAGGGCAGAAACAUGUCGCGCAUAAGAGCGAGACUGAUAUUUUUGUUCAUCGCCUCAGAGAGCAUCCUGUCUCUCAUUCGAGGCAGCCGUCAAAAUCGAAGCUUGACCAAAAUGAGGAGCCAGGCUUUCUCCCUACUCGCAUUGUUGUCCUGAAGCCUAGUCUUCAGAAGGUUAAUCAUGGCACCGCAGAGGCUCCAGGCACUGCAGAGAAUCUUCAAUUUGGUGACAGACGAUCCAGGGAAUCUAAGAGAUAUGGAAGAAGGGAGACAUUUCCGGAGCUAAGAGAGAGACACACCCUGUCUGGUGACAGCGAGGUGACCCACAGAACAAGGCGUUCUAGGGAGAUUGCUAAAGAAGUUACCUGGCACAUGAGGCACACUGUCACUGGUGAACACGGGAGGCCAUAUGAUUCAAGACAUAGCACACUCUCUAGCCAUGGGUACCCACAGAGAUCGCCGGCUACUUCAUCUCUCUCGGGGCACACUGACUCUCAAAGCGAUGCCUGGGGUAAGAGCUACAGUGCGCCCGAUCUGACUGAAACGCAUGCCACUAGGGACGCUAGGAGGCAUCUGUCUGAGAGGUGGAUGAUGGCCCACAAGCAGCGGGACACGCUUUCUGAACGUAGGUGCAGCACAUUAGGUGAAAUGCUUGCUCUAUCUGACGGGGAGAUGCUGGAGGCGCCCUCUAGUUCAUUUCCGUGUCGGGGGAGUCUGCAGGAGAGAAUCUCUGGGAAGAAGGUCCUUGAGAGGUGGUCUAGCCCCAGAGGCAUCAGCAGCAAGGAUGGUUGGAAGGAUGGGCAGUCGGGUGGCCUUCGAAGAUCCAAAUCCGUUCCUGCUUCGUCCGCCAUCAAUGGAAGCUUGAAUUCCUUCAUUAAACAGCGCCCUGAUCGCGUUGACAAUCCGUUCGUGCUUAAAGAUUUGCUGAAUCUUGGUUCCAGGAGGUCCUCCGAGCCACGAUCAUCGAAUCAGAGGUCUAAGGCUUCCCCGGACACUUCCCAGGCUUCAAACACAGAUGAGGAAGAAAAUAAGCGUCCCGUCAGGGAAAUUCAUGUGGACCAUGACGAGCUCCUCGAUCGUUCCCCUGAGAAGGCUUUGCCCAUGGACAAGUCUUGUUCCUCAGGAUCUUGCUCUCCUGUUGAGGUGCAGCAGCCGUCGCAGUCGUUAUGCUCCACUUCAUCUGCCGUUGAUAAUUACUACACCGUUGACCCCGAGAGAGAAACCGGCUUAAAGGUUCGUUUUUUAUGUUCAUGCCAGAAGAAACCCUAAACCUACACCGAAUUUUUUGUUCUUGCUCGUUUAUUUUUUAUGAAAUGUAUGGCUCGGUGUUUUCCUUCGUUGAUGAACUUUUAUCUUAAAUAGGAAACGUCGCCCGAUCAUCCGCAAGCAGAGUCCCCUCCCGGCCAAACGCCGUCGGUGAUCCCCAAGGAAGGUGAUCAACCCAGCCCCAUCUCUGUGCUCGAGCAGCCUAUUGAGAAUGGAUCACCCCCUGAAAGCUUUGAAAGACUCAGCGCAGAUCUUCGAGGUCUCUCACAGCAACAUUAUCCCACCUUCUUCCUUCGCUCGCCGGUAACCCUGACACCUUCUCUCUGCAGAGCUCCGAUUAAAGCUCCAACUUCUUAAGCUGGAGUCGGCGGACGCUUACGCCGACGGACUGGUCGGGAGCGAGGAAGUGGACAGUAGUGGAGAAAUCCUCGGUUCUCCGACCUUCGUGGAGGAAGAAGACAGGGACUUCGCUUAUCUCCUCCAAAUUCUCAGCGAAGCGGGCUUCCACAGAGCCGAAUGGGACGAGCUCUUCUGUGGUUUCUUCGCCCCGGAAUCCCCGAUCUGCCCGGAGGUAUUCGAGAAGCUCGAGCAGACGUACAGCAGCGAGGAUUACUGGCCGAAGGCUGAUAGGAAGCUUCUCUUUGACAUUGUCAACUUAGUUCUUGCUGAUCUUCUUGCCCUGAACAUGGAGCUUCGACCGUGGGUGAAGAAGAAUGGUGGACGGGAUUGCCGGAGGACUCUCACGGAGGAAGUGUGGGAGUUCUUGGGUCGGCAGCGCGCGGAAGUGCUCUCGGCCAAUUCGGGCAAGUUCUUGGAUGACGCGCGGUGGUCGGAUCUGGCGGAUGAUGUUGAUUCGGUCGGCAGGGAGGUGGAGCGGAUGCUGAAGGAUGAUCUAUUGCAGGACUUGGUCUCUGAGAUGCUCUCUCUGUAA
Molecule: messenger RNA, 4802 nt
Organism: Spirodela intermedia
Lineage: Eukaryota; Viridiplantae; Streptophyta; Magnoliopsida; Alismatales; Araceae
Source: the annotation of a GenBank genome assembly